Molecule: messenger RNA, 1377 nt
Organism: Letharia columbiana
Lineage: Eukaryota; Fungi; Ascomycota; Lecanoromycetes; Lecanorales; Parmeliaceae
Exons: 2
Coding region: 1-1377 (458 amino acids)
Source: RefSeq, a predicted model, not a curated record
AUGUUCUUGCCUCCCGUACACUCUUCAUCUACAUUGUACCUUUUCCUGUCACUGGUCAUCGCUCUACCCUUCAUUGACAGCUCACCGAUACCUAAAUUAGACUUGGAUAUUCCGCAAGCCGUCAAUUGUACCGACCUGAAGGCCUCCUUUGACUCGUCAUGCUGGAAGACGCUCAACCUCGAAGGUUACCUCAAUGAUCCAGAAACGGGCUGGAACCGUACUGCAGCUAUUUGCACGGGCGACGAAGAUGAUGCCGCUUGUUGUCUACCCACGGAGCCUUGGACAACCUGCUACUUACGGCUGGUCCACGGUUUCCCUGGUACGGACUGCAGCGAAACCAAUGCCCAAGACUGUUCCUAUGACCCGAGCCUCGCCGUCGACCCAAGGAUCGCGCCAUAUGUUGCAUACACAAUGAAAACGAUAUACGCAAUAAACGACCUCUUCACAACUUGGUUCAACGCUCUACAAUACGCCGCCUCGCAAGCCCUUUCCAUCGUUCAAGACGUAAUCAAUCAAGUCGAUCCGCCCCAGCAAACAAAUUUCAUCCUCCGCGACCUCCUAUUUGCCCUCACAGUCGGCCUCGCUUACAUUGUCGCGCCCGAAGCCGGCAGUCUUACAGGCCUCCUGGUGGCAACAGCCGCAGCCGGACGAGCUCUCCUAAAAGGCGCCAACCAAGCCCCAACGGUUGCGCGCGGCAUCUGGCCCGCUGGAACGGAAUCCUCCCAAUCGAUCCAGAUCGGCGACGUAGAGAACGAGCUCAACAACGCCACGGGAAUCACAGCCAUAAUGUUGAAUUCGGGGCUGGAAUUGCUAAUGAGCGAUAUGCCUUCCUUCGUUGAGUUCGCCUCCACGGGCAUGUUCUCGGGAUCCGACUCCCUGUCCCUCCCCAAAGAAGUCGACGGCCUUGACGUCGCCCUCAAAACAUUCAUAGUCUCCAACGCCAUGACCUCCAACGGCUGGCAUUAUACCGUCAUCCUUGGGGCCACACGCGACGACAUCUCCAGCUGUGUCCCCGGCUCUGGCGGCAGCUGCUGCACAUGGUGGACCCUCGGCUCCUCUUCCUCCUCCUCCUCCUCCUCCUCCUCCUCCUCCUCCUCACCCGCACCCAGCAUGUGCGGUGAUUUUAUCUGGUACAGCGACGCCACGAUGCGGGCCUUCAGACUGACGAAUUCUCACAACCUUAACGGGACUGUGGAUAUGCUGAGUGCGAUUGUGGAGAAUGCGUGGACGACGCUACCGUUGCUGUUCGACGGGGCGUAUAAUUGCAGUGCGGCGGGCACUUUUGGCGGAUCGCCGAUUCAAAUCGAGGCGGACGGGACGAUUGAUUUGAGUUGUAUGAGUCAGUUGGCCGAGGGGCCUUCUUUGUCUGCGGAGUGA